AUGGCACCUCCACACGACCCUCUAGAAGAUUUCAGAACAGUCCAGACGGAGGAAUACGAAACUGUCAUUUCUGAUAGGUCUCCGCACGCACUCAUUUUCGAGUAUUUUUUAGAAAAUUCAAAAAAUCUCUAUUGUCAGUAUCACAUCUCGCUGUCAUCCCUAACACCUAAAUGUCGACGCUUGGAAGAAUUAGCUAAAAACAAGUAA
Messenger RNA from Sclerotinia sclerotiorum 1980 UF-70, 207 nucleotides. RefSeq lists its product with no specific name. The transcript has 2 exons. Bases 1 to 207 code for a protein of 68 amino acids. Lineage: Eukaryota; Fungi; Ascomycota; Leotiomycetes; Helotiales; Sclerotiniaceae. The record is from RefSeq and is a predicted model, not a curated record.